UGCUAAACAUCUCCCUUUAAUAUUUGUCUUUAAGAAUUGUUCUCCUAGGGAAAAAAAAAACACAACUAGACAAAAGAUUUAUACAUUCCUUUUUAUCUCUUCUUAAAUAUAUUAAGUAAUCUCUAUUUAGAGAUCUAUAUACUCUUGCAUUCUCAUCUCAAAGAGAAGACAAGCAAAUAAAAAUGCCUUCUUCACUUCAACUUCAUAGAAUCAACCCAAACACCUCCACAUCCACCAGUAACUUCCACAAGCAACCACCACAAUUAUCAUCACAGCCAACAUGGGUUAAUCCAGUUUCCAUUUCUGUCCCAGACAACGUAUUACAUUACCACACACACGUUGUUGGUCCCAACCAGUGUUGUUCCGCCGUGGUACAAGCCAUAUCCGCCCCAAUCGACACCGUAUGGUCCCUCGUCCGCCAAUUCGACAACCCGCAAGCGUACAAACACUUCCUCAAGAGCUGCCAUGUCAUCGUCGGGGACGGUGACGUGGGUACGUUGCGGGAAGUCCGCGUUGUUUCAGGACUUCCCGCAGCGUCUAGUACUGAGAGGCUUGAAAUAUUGGAUGAGGAGAGACACGUGUUGAGCUUUAGUGUUGUUGGUGGCGUUCAUCGGUUGAAUAAUUAUCGGUCGGUUACCACGCUACACGUGGUGGAUGAUGACGAUGAAGCGACGGUGGUUGUUGAGUCGUACGAGGUUGAUGUUCCACAAGGGAAUACCAAGGAAGAAACGUGUGUAUUUGUGGAUACAAUUGUGCGGUGUAAUUUGCAGUCUUUGGCGCAGAUCGCAGAGAACUUGGCUAAAACUACAAAGAAUAAUGAAGACCCAGAAAUGAAAAUUCGUAGAUUGGUAGAUUUUGAAGACCGUAAGGUUGGUUCUUGGAGUUGUUUAAACGUGGUAGUAUGAUGUAUAAUUGUGUUCUGUGUAUUUUGUUUUUCUGAUUAGCGAGUAGCGACCACAUAGUUGUCACCAUCACAUAAAUUCUUCUCAGAGUAGAGUAUUUGUUUCUUUCUUUCUUCUUUCCCUUUAAUUGCUUAAUUUGCUUAAGAGUGUUUCAACUUAGAGGCCUCCUAAGUUCGUAGCUUUUGUACCAAGUAUUGAACCAUUGUGCUAUUUUUACACACUUUCAAGUGUUGGGAAUUCCCAAUCCUAAUAAAGCAAUUGAUCUAAGUUUUUAAUUUC
This is a messenger RNA of Lycium barbarum (goji berry), 1181 nucleotides long. Its product is annotated as abscisic acid receptor PYL4-like. The record is from RefSeq and is a predicted model, not a curated record. Gene Ontology annotation, biological process: abscisic acid-activated signaling pathway. The transcript is spliced from 2 exons. NCBI's taxonomy places the organism in Eukaryota, Viridiplantae, Streptophyta, Magnoliopsida, Solanales, Solanaceae. Bases 183 to 905 code for a protein of 240 amino acids. Gene Ontology annotation, molecular function: protein phosphatase inhibitor activity; abscisic acid binding; signaling receptor activity. Gene Ontology annotation, cellular component: nucleus; cytoplasm.